Molecule: messenger RNA, 555 nt
Organism: Paramuricea clavata
Lineage: Eukaryota; Metazoa; Cnidaria; Anthozoa; Malacalcyonacea; Plexauridae
Source: the annotation of a GenBank genome assembly
UCUUUACCAAAUAGCAAUCUAGAACCAAGUGGAAAGCGAUUAGCUAACGUAUGCAAAAAGAUCGAGCGAGAUGAGAAGGUAAACAACAAUUAUGAUGAAACAAUCGAGAAGCAAUUAGAAUCGGGUAUCAUUGAAGGUGCACCAGUGAAACCGAAUGGUAAACGAGUAUAUCAUAUACCCCACAAACAUGUUGUCAGAGAGGAGGCAAAUAAAGCCAAAGAUAGCGCGGAGAUUCCUGAGAAUUUUAGAAAUUUUGGACUGGUCGGUGAUAGUUCGGAAAAUCCAUGGUUUUUGAACGAUGGAAAAGAAAGAGAAGACAUGAAUGAGGAAACUGAGGGACAUGAAAAUACACCAGAACGGUUGAGAAAACUGAAGGCAGUAACUGCGGAAGAAACAAAGGAAGGACAAGGUGAUGAAGACGAAAAUGCUUCCGAUAAUUCUGACCAAGAUGAAACAUUUGAAUUGAUGGAUGAUGAGGGGAGCAAAGAGAAAAGAAAGAAAUUGAAAGGAGAUAAGGUUGACAACAUCAAAGGAAAGAACAUACUGAGGAAGUAA